CUGAGUUCAGCUUGGCUGGGCAGUUUAGUUAUGGCUGAAGUUGGCGAGGCAGACAGUGUUGUGAGCGAGGGGUGCAUACAAGAGCUGCUCGAGGUCUUCAGCAGAGGCGCCUACAAAGCCAGGAACGCAUUGGACAGAAGGAACGAGGUCAUUCACAAGAGGUGUAUUCAUCUUAUAGCUCGAGACUACGAUGUGGAGGUGAUUGACAAUAAGUCUGGGCAGCUGUGUGGACACUAUCCGUCUGAGCUCAUUGUCAUCGAGAGGCACAAGACUUUUGCCAGAACAACUUCCUCAGCAACACGUGGCCGUGGUCACCCGGUCAACGAUACAGCUAAGUUGAAGGAGCUAAUCUCGACUGCCAGAUAUGCACGAUGUCGGUUGCGAUUUGUGAUGCCAGUCAUUCUGUUUGAGAACAAGAAUGUAUGUCGCUCUGCAACUCUGUCAACGAUGGCAGAAAUGUACGGGAGAGCUGGAAUGGACUGGUUCACCGUACAAUGUAUACGUAUACAGGUGGAGACACAGCAUCAUCAUCAUCGAUACCAUCAAGUAGUAGUGGAGGAGGUGGUAAGGACAGGGGCCGGUCAGGUCUCCUUCUCUCUCCUCCUCCUCCUCAUCACCAUCGACCUCUGGCAGUGGCCGUGGGCAGGUGGACAAGGAGGAAGUACUAACACUCGAUUUUCUUGUAUACUCAGGGAGCUGAUGACAAGGGUGAGAGGUCAAGAUGUCCAGCUACUGAAGGCCACGGGGGUGGAUCUCAUCUGUGACCUGAUGGUCGAGAAGAAGAAGAGCAAGUACGGACUCCUAGUGGCAUCGUCAGAGAAGGUGGAUAAGUGGGCUCGCUACUGUGACUUCCAGAUAGCCUCAAUGCCCUAUCCAGGAUGUGAGUUUUUCAGGGAAUACAAAGACAAGGACUUCAGUCCAGUUGGUCUACACUUUGACUGGAAGCAGUCAAUGAUAGAUGCAGACCUGCUAUUGCCUGAACCUCUGCAAAGAAUGACUCAGAUACCAUUCAGGACCUAUCAGGAGUGGGAUUUGGUGCAGAUUACACUCAACUACUUGAAGCUCUUUCUCGCUUACUUACAGCAUGGCAAAGGAGGUCUGCUGAUUCACUGCAUAUCGGGCUGGGACCGCACCCCUCUCUUCAUCUCCCUCCUCAGACUCUCGCUUUGGGCGGAUGGUAAAGCUCACUGCUCUCUGUCUCCUAAGGAGAUUCUCUACUUCACACUUGCCUACGACUGGUUUGCAUUUGGGUAUGUAUCCGUUCACUAUUUGAGGUUCCACAUUAUGUUCUUCUGCUUUGAUUUCUUGAAGUACAUCACAUCGGACGACCUCUCAGUCAACAGAACACCACAAUCCCGUGGUUCUCCCUCUACUAAUGGCGGGGGUCUGUACACUCCUGCCAGUGUUCCCUGCCAGAGGACCUUCUCUGCACACGACUGCUCCUCCCACUCUACUGAUCUAGGUCUUGUUCAAGCUACUCUUUUCUCAUCGGUACCAAGAAGCCAGUCCUACUCGAGCCCCCUCCCCCCAUCGACCAUGAGACGGCAGAAGUUGCUGGCAGUACGGACGCUGUUCCAGAAGGCCUACAGAACUGCAAUCCCUGAGUUGCAGCCUGCUCAGGGAGCCAUGGCCUUUGCCACUGGCCUUCUCUCCAGACUGCCUCUCUUUGGGAGUAGUAGUAGUAUACAACAACCCACACUAGCUAAACAACGCGAAGGUGCACUCACUGAGACGGACGUACAAAAGGUCGGGUCCCGCGAACGUUUGGGCAUUAUGGACGAGGAGCACGAACGGAUGAUGUACCCAUUCAGACAGAUAUUUGCUGAUGCUACGAACAAACUGAGCACGGAUGAAGCCCACAUGCUUUACUACACGUAUGGCAAAAAAUAUCCACCGGCUGGUCGCGAUACAGUACCCAUGGUACUAGACUUAUUCCGUUCUCUGGAGAAACGGGGACUGCUUAGCCCUGAUGCCAGAGGCAUGGCCUUCCUACGAGAAAUGCUCAUUGGCAUAAAUCGUGUAGAUAUUGCUAGAGACUGUGAGAGACACAGGCAACUACUGAAGGCCAAAAGAAUUGAACCAGUCUACUCAAAACACUUGGCUAAUAAACCUGCCAGGAAACUAAAGCAGAGAAAGCAGAGGCGACUGACAGCGUAUUACGCACUGAACAAGAAAAUAAAAACAACAAUCUUGGACUAUUUUCAUGUAGAGAGAGACCGCCAACCCCCAUCCCAGCAGAGAAAUGUUUGACAGACUCUAAAACUUUAUGAAUGGGUGUCUUUAAAUGUUUGUAUGUAUGUAUGUACAUAAUAGAGAUUGUACGUGUACGAGUGACGUGAUAAUGUGAUCAUACAGUAGUCUCUCUAUGAUGAUGGGUGAUUAAAUGUGGAUUGGUAGUAGGAGUGCCAAAUGCUGAGCUGAAAGAAAGUUCAGAUUGUUCAUCAUCUUCUCGUUCCUCAAAUGGAUCAGGAUCAUGCUCUCCAGAAAACUCAUUCUGUCUUCUCAAUUGUGGAGAAAACGAGGGGUCUUCAGCAAGUGGGGGGGAUGUUAGUUCAAACUCCCCCCAUCUCCCUGAUAGUGGCCUCUCUUCUGUAUCAUGAAAAGCCAUGUUG
Messenger RNA from Geodia barretti, 2612 nucleotides. The record is from the annotation of a GenBank genome assembly. NCBI's taxonomy places the organism in Eukaryota, Metazoa, Porifera, Demospongiae, Tetractinellida, Geodiidae.